AUGAGCUCUAUCGGAACUAUCUGGACCUACCCGUUCAACCCCCGCGCCAUGAAGGUUCAGGCCGUGGCGGCAGUGAACGGCUUGACGGUCCAAAUUGCCCCCGACUUCGCCAUGGGCAAGACGAACAAGACUCCCCAGUUCCUUGCCGACUUCCCAAUGGGCAGGGUUCCGACUUUCAAGUCCGCCACUGGCCUCGCCCUCUUCGAGUCUGACGCCAUCACCCAGUACAUCGCCGAGAGUGGCCCCGCAAGUGCCCAGCUGCUGGGUACCACUGUCGAGGAACGUGCCACCAUUCGGCAGUGGAUUGGCUUCGCCGACCACGAGCUGUUUGAACCCCUGACGACCCUCAUUCUCUGGCGGUAUGGAAUGGCCCCCUUCAACGAAGAGGCCGAGAAAGCCGCGUUGCUGCGUCUGGACGUAUCCCUUACCGUGCUGGAGAAGCAGCUGCAGGGGCGUCGGCACAUCGCUUCAGAGCAGCUGAGCCUGGCAGACAUCUCCGUUGCCGCAAGUUUGUAUUGGGGCUUUGCCCAAGUCCUGGACGUGGAGCUCAGGGCCAAGUUUAGCCAGACUGUGGAGUGGUACCUGCGAGUGAUUCAGGAUGAGCGAGUCAAGUCUGCCUUUGGCGAGAAGAACUUCAUUGAGGCCAGGAAGACUAGCCCCUCACAGUAA
This is a messenger RNA of Ilyonectria robusta, 669 nucleotides long. RefSeq names its product glutathione S-transferase. NCBI's taxonomy places the organism in Eukaryota, Fungi, Ascomycota, Sordariomycetes, Hypocreales, Nectriaceae. The record is from RefSeq and is a predicted model, not a curated record. The coding region runs from base 1 to 669 and encodes 222 amino acids. Gene Ontology annotation, biological process: translational elongation. Gene Ontology annotation, cellular component: cytoplasm; nucleus. The transcript is spliced from 2 exons.